This is a messenger RNA of Asparagus officinalis (garden asparagus), 901 nucleotides long. RefSeq lists its product as uncharacterized. The transcript is spliced from 3 exons. The coding region runs from base 69 to 638 and encodes 189 amino acids. The record is from RefSeq and is a predicted model, not a curated record. Lineage: Eukaryota; Viridiplantae; Streptophyta; Magnoliopsida; Asparagales; Asparagaceae.
GCGAUAGGAUUCGUAGGAGAGGGGGGAAGAGGGAGAGAUCGAAUUGGGGUUGUUAGGGUUAUUAGAGGAUGUCGACGGCGGGGGCGACGGAUGAAGUGCCUGAGUCUCCGGCGAAGAAGCCGAAGUUGACGUCAGAUCAGGAGUCGACGUCUGAUGAGUCGGAGGAAGAUGAUGACUGUUUUUUCGGGGUCGACGGUCAGUCAGAGGAGUCGGAGGACGAUUAUUGCGGGGGUGGUCUCCGCAAGAUGACCGACCAAGAGCGGGCCUUGCCCGAUGUUUUCGCUAUCGGUCUCAUCCAACCGGCUGGCAGGAAUUUCUCCGCUGAGUUUAUUCGUCGAUACGCCCUGAUUGCCAUCGAGGACCAAAACGAGAAGAGAAAGACAGAGGGUGGCAAUCAACUCCGUCUCAAGGAGGUCAUCAAGUGUAAUUUGCGGGUUGCUUGCCCCGCCGACCUUUACAUAACUUUAGAGGCCGAAGAUGUCGACACCCGCGAGGUCGAUGAAUACGAAGCCUUGGUGAUGGCUCGUUGCGGAAAGCAGAAAGACGAGCUCCAUACCUUUAGGAAGAAAAACAAACCGGCUAUUAUUAAUCCGCCAGCGUCCACAGAGGGCUCCAUAAGUAGCAAGGAUGAUACUUAACCUCUCCGAUGAAGAUAAUGCUGCUUCGCUUACUUCCCUUAGUGAUCUCCUAAAUAGACCAUUAAAGAAAUUAAUUAGUAGCCUAUAACUUGUAUAUCCGUGACUUUUGGUGUUUGGCAUUUUGAUGAUAGGAAUUAAGAUAGAUUCUAUCCAUAGCAGCAACCAUUUCUCCUUUUUAAAAGAAGUUCCUUGUGAAUUUCACAGUGAAUUUGGCUCGGACAAUAGAAAUCUCUUGUGGUGGGCAUUUUUAACAUCUUUGUGUA